CUUUACAGUUUGAGCGCACCACAAGAAAAGAAUCUAUAAGAGUCUGUGUAGGCCUAUCUCUACUUUUGCAAAAGAAAAUUCUGCUGUCUAAAGACUGUAGCUGCUUUUUCUUUGGCGUUUACAGCUUCAGCAAUCUAUUAAACGCUGCUAUCUCCUCUCUUGUGUGCAUACAUUCUCAGCAAUCUGUUUUACCCAAAUCAUAUCUUGUUCGAAUUUCAUUUACCAGCUUCCCUCUUUCAUACGCUCAGUAAUAGAAAAAUGGGCAACACUUCCUGCUGCUGCUCAUCCUCUGCCCCCCAACAGGAUUAUCAAGAUGUUAUCGAGAAACUGAUCGAAGUGGGAGAGAUGAGCCACAUCGAUGAAUUGAUUUCUUACAUCGAUGAGCUCUUGAAUGCCAUCGACCAGCGAAGGGUUAAUUCAAUUGCCGUUCUUUCCAAGACGAAUCGAGUCACCUCUUCUAUCACUUCUGGUGGUACUUUAUUGGAGAAGAUAUUGCAGAGAUCUAACAGACAUAUAUGCAAGAGGGACACCAUGCCAAUGCUUAACCGUGAAACUCGGAAAUUGGUGAUUGAUAUAACAAAAGAAGCAGCGCAAAUUCAGUGGGUGGGAAUAGCGCUUUCAGUUGUAGGUUUCGUGUUGGAACACAUUGAGCAAGUUUCUUCCAACAGAGACGAAUGUAUAGUGCUCUUGAAAUACAUGUGUAAUCUUGCAAAAUACAUCAAGCGAUUGGAUGAUCAUUUGUCUGAGGAGAAGCUGAAGCGGGUUAUUCGAUUCGUUGUGGAAGGCUCACUCCUGUGCAUAUCACAAAUGCAAUCUCAUGCGCUCUACAAAUUUUUCGCUGCUCCGGUUGCGGCUGAAGACUUGCGGAGAUUGCAAGCACAACUUGGCCAGGAGUACUCAGAACUCUCACUGGAAUCGAUAAUCACUGUGUUGAAUAGGAGUGCAGAAGUGUUGAAUAGGAUUCCAGUUGUGUUACCUCCCUCCCAAGGAAUAUCUCCUCAAGCAGUGGGUAUUGAGGAAGCCAGAACUCAAGUGACUAAACUUCUAGACAUGGAAAACAAAUCUGUUAAGGUGGUGGUCAUUUAUGGACAAGGUGGGAUAGGGAAGACAACUUUAGCUAGUGCCGUCUUCAGUAAUCUUGACCUAAAAAUCUACAAUAUUUGUAGAGUUGAUAUGGAACAGAAUUGUUCAGAGGCUGAUCUUAAAUCGGCCCAACAACAAAUUUUAGAUGACCUUUAUGACCAGAAAAUUCAGUUGAGAAGUUUGAGUGAAGGUCGGGAAGUGUUAUCCAAGGACUUUAAAGAACACUCUUCUAAACCUGUUUUCAUUUUUGUUGACAACGCACUAAAGCAAAGUGACUUGGAAAAGCUUCUUCCUAUAACUGGCUUGGCAUCCCUUCCACCACAGAGCAGAAUUCUCUUAACCACCAGAAAUCUAAAUGAGACUCGUAUAAUUUUGGAAGGAGGAGUUGAACGCUGUCCUUAUCUGGUAGCUUCUCUUCCACAAGAAGAGGCACAUAAAUUCUUGUGCAAGUUGGCUUUAGGUGAUGACCAGGCAAGUUUUGACCCAAUUGUAGAUAUUAAUGGCCUCCUCCAAAUAUGCCAGGGAAUUCCAUUGGUACUAAAAAUGGCGGGAGCCAGAUUGUAUGAACAUGCUCAAAGCAUGCCAGAUUGUAGAAAUGUAGUUGAAAGUCUCAAGUCAGAGCUCCUACAAGGAGAGGAGGAUGACUUAAGUAAGCGUAUGGUGGAUUUUGUAUAUAAUCGUUUGAAAGCCUCGUGUAAAGAGGCAUUUCUUGACAUUGUGUUCUUCUUUUGUAAUUGGAGGCGGCGGAGGGUGGCGUGUAGUGUUGGAGAGACAGAGUUUGAAGAGCUUGAAAGGGCUGCACUUGUAAAUAUAAGUGAUGAAGGCAGGGUGAAUGUACAUGAUAUAGUGAAAGCGCGAGGGAGAAUGCUGUCAGGAGUUUGGGAGAGAAUCACUGACCAACAAUCUCUCAAUGAUGUUCUCCAAGAUAAAGAGAGGAUAAAGAGAACGAAGGGGAUUGUUCUAGUGGAUGAAGCAUUCGAGCUGGAAGCAGAUCAUCUCAACUUGAUGAAGAUAUGUUUAAGAGUUUUGAUCUUGACAGGAAGAACUAGAAUAGUGAAUGGAGAAUGUAGAGGAGUCUUUGACAAUCUAAGGUUGGUCAGCCUCGACAACUAUAAUAAUUACUCACGGAUGGAUGUCAGUAAGCAUCCGAGAUUAGCAGCAUUCAUUUUGAAAUACGACGGAGACUCCAACUUUCCUGAGUUCACAGGCACCAUCCCAUCUUCAUUGAGAUAUAUGUGUAUUAAAGAUGCUACGUUGGUUAAUCUAACCACCACCCUUUCCCAAAAUAAAUCUUUGCAUUCUCUAACAUUGCGGGGCUGUAGAGGGUUGGAUAGCUUGCCUAAAACCAUUGACAACAUACUUGCUUUAGAAAAGUUGAGUUUAAAGUUUUGUGAUAGUUUGGUGAACCUUCCAUAUAAUUUUGGAAAAAUAUCUUGUUUGAAAAAGUUGAGUUUAAGCUCUUGUUCCAGCUUGGUGAGCCUUCCAGAUAGUGUGGGCAAUUUAUCCUCUCUGAACAGCUUGGAUUUAAGCUCUUGUUCCAGCUUGGUGAGCCUUCCGGACAGUGUGGGCAAUUUAUCCUCUCUGAACAGCUUGGAUUUGAGGUAUUGUUCCAGCUUGGUGAGCCUUCCGGACAGUGUGGGCAAUUUAUCCUCUCUGAACAGCUUGGAUUUGAGGUAUUGUUCCAGCUUGGUGAGCCUUCCGGACAGUGUGGGCAAUUUAUCCUCUCUGAACAGCUUGCAUUUGAGCUUUUGUUCCAGCUUGGUGAGCCUUCCGGACAGUGUGGGCAAUUUAUCCUCUCUGAACAGCUUGCAUUUGAGCUUUUUUUCCAGCUUGGUGAGCCUUCCGGACAGUGUGGGCAAUUUAUCCUCUCUGAACAGUUUGCAUUUGAGCUUGUGUUCCAGCUUGGUGAGCCUUCCGGACAGUGUGGGCAAUUUAUCCUCUCUGAACAGCUUGGAUUUGAGCUCUUGUUCCAGCUUGGUGAGCCUUCCGGACAGUGUGGGCAAUUUAUCCUCUCUGAACAGCUUGCAUUUGAUCUUUUGUUCCAGCUUGGUGAGCCUUCUGGACAGUGUGGGCAAUUUAUCCUCUCUGAACAGCUUGGAUUUGAGCUCUUGUUCCAGCUUGGUGAGCCUUCCGGACAGUGUGGGCAAUUUAUCCUCUCUGAAGAGCUUGGGUUUGAGCUCUUGUUCCAGCUUGGUGAGCCUUCCGGACAGUGUGGGCAAUUUAUCCUCUCUGAAGAGCUUGUAUUUGAGCUCUUGUUCCAGCUUGGUGAGCCUUCCGGACAGUGUGGGCAAUUUAUCCUCUCUGAACAGCUUGGAUUUGAGGUAUUGUUCCAGCUUGGUGAGCCUUCCGGACAGUGUGGGCAAUUUAUCCUCUCUGAACAGCUUGGAUUUGAGCUCUUGUUCGGUGAGCCUUCCGGACAGUGUGGGCAAUUUAUCCUCUCUGAACAGCUUGCAUUUGAGCUUUUGUUCCAGCUUGGUGAGCCUUCCGGACAGUGUGGGCAAUUUAUCCUCUCUGAACAGCUUGCGUUUGAGCUGUUGUUCCAGCUUGGUGAGCCUUCCGGACAGUGUAGGCAAUUUAUCCUCUCUGAACAGCUUGGAUUUGAGCUGUUGUUCCAGCUUGGUGAGCCUUCCGGACAGUGUGGGCAAUUUAUCCUCUCUGAACAGCUUGGAUUUGAGCUGUUGUUCCAGCUUGGUGAGCCUUCCGGACAGUGUGGGCAAUUUAUCCUCUCUGAACAGCUUGGAUUUGAGCUGUUGUUCCAGCUUGGUGAGCCUUCCGGACAGUGUGGGCAAUUUAUCCUCUCUGAACAGCUUGGAUUUGAGCUCUUGUUCCAGCUUGGUGAGCCUUCCGGACAGUGUGGGCAAUUUAUCCUCUCUGAACAGCUUGGAUUUGAGCUCUUGUUCCAGCUUGGUGAGCCUUCCGGACAGUGUGGGCAAUUUAUCCUCUCUGGUAUAUCUAUAUUUAAUCAGAUGUACACAGCUGUCUUUGUUGCCAGAAAGUUUCGGAAACCUCGCUUCUCUGGAGCUAUUGGUGUUGGAAGAUUGUGAGAAGCUGUCAAAUCUACCUCAAAAUUUUGGUCAGCUGAAUUGCUUAAAAUGUGUGAGCAUACAUGGAUGCAGUGCAUUACAGAGCCUUUCUGGUGAUUUUGAAUGUUUGAGUUCACUAAUUGCUGUCAAGGCUUCAGAAUGUCCUCAACUGGAGGAAACUACAAUGGACAAGUUAGCCAAGUUGAAGGGAUUGAUUAUUGUUGAUAUAGAUGGAAGCCCUAUCUUGAAAAAGCGGUGGGAACAAGUGAAGGAGAAAUACUCUUUAGCAGUAGUGGAGUGCGGAAGAAAGGAAUUCGAGGAUAAAAUGUACCCACAUGCGGAUGUAAUGUGUAGAGCAUUUUUCCACAGUGAGUCAAGAUUCGUGUCUGUUGAUGAGGAUGGGCAGCUCGUGGAAUCGCCCAGUCCGGCAGGUGGGGUAAAUCUGUGGUUCUUGUUAAAGGAGAGGGAUGUGAGAUCAUCAUCAUCAUCAAACGGCAGUUGUUGGGAAGCAGUGAAGAAGCAAUGGAUGGAGUUGGUGGCUUCGGAUGGGGGACAAAUGAUUUAUGUGGAUAUGGGAGGGUCAUGGGAGGAAAGAGAAACACGUGCUCAGCAAGUUCUCCACCAUUUACCCAGCAACACUCGUGCGUGGAUUGCUCCUGACAAUAGGGCGAGGUUAGCCUUUGCCUAUUCCGUGCGGCAUUAUUACUACAGACAUGUCCAAAAGCGGCACGUGGAGGCCAAAUUGGGGGUUGGUAAUUGUGUUGUGAGCACAUCAGCGUGUGUGGAUGAAGAGGGAAGGCGGAAGCUUGAUGACCUCAACUUCAUACUCCCCGACCUCAGUACACCUCCUUUUGCAGAGACUAAGUAUGAAACCAUUUCUGAUGAAUUACUGUCCCCUAUUAAGAAAGCAAUGAGGUCACUGUCGGGCGUUGAUAACGCCGAGGGCGUUUAUAAGCUGAAAUGGAAAUUCUAUGGUUGAUAGUUAAAGAAAACCAAUGCAAGACCAUUGCAUUCAUCUUGACCAUUCGUUAUUGCUGUUGAAAUUUAUUUUGCCAUGGACGAAAACUUUCGUAUUUGUCAAACUUCACAUUUAUUAUGAAUGGGGAACCGUGGGCGUCAUUCAUUAUUAAUUGGGAAUUGUGGGCGUCACACCGAGCAAUAUAAGAGGCAGCGCACAUUGUGCAGAAAAUGACUCGGGGAACCCCAGCUUGUUACCAUUUGCAAGAGAAUUUUACUGACUUUUAAUGAAUCUUCACUUGCCAGCA
Molecule: messenger RNA, 5371 nt
Organism: Cryptomeria japonica (Japanese cedar)
Lineage: Eukaryota; Viridiplantae; Streptophyta; Pinopsida; Cupressales; Cupressaceae
Product: disease resistance protein RPV1-like
Exons: 7
Coding region: 259-5085 (1608 amino acids)
Molecular function (GO): ADP binding
Source: RefSeq, a predicted model, not a curated record